Ilex paraguariensis (yerba mate) is the source of this 300-nucleotide messenger RNA. The record is from the annotation of a GenBank genome assembly. Lineage: Eukaryota; Viridiplantae; Streptophyta; Magnoliopsida; Aquifoliales; Aquifoliaceae.
AUGAAAAAGAGAGUAAAAAAAAAAAAAGUUGUUAGUUCUUUCAGUCCGAAGCAUCUUAUAUUUACUAUAAACAAGGACCAAGAAAUGCCCCAAAAAAAAAAAAGUACUGUUGAUGGGCCCUACAAGAAGUAUGGUUUGCUGAAUGGUCAUCUGAAACUUUUCCACCAACAUGCAAGGACAUGUGUUAGCAGAUUUCAUUUGAAAUGUACAAAACUUUCUGAGUUUCAGAUGAAUAUUUUUUCAGAAAGUUUCGGACAAAAGUUACUCCUUCAGAAUAUCCUUUUGUUGUGUUUUGCAUAG